Podarcis lilfordi (Lilford's wall lizard) is the source of this 16665-nucleotide messenger RNA. Lineage: Eukaryota; Metazoa; Chordata; Lepidosauria; Squamata; Lacertidae. The record is from the annotation of a GenBank genome assembly.
AAGUUGGGGAUUUACCAGACCAUUGAGCCAUUUGGGGAUAAGGAUGCAACCCAAAUCCAAUGACACAGAUUCUGGAAUCUGACCAGGUGGAAUAUUGGGUGCACACGGGGGGGGGGGGGUGUUGCAGAAAGCUCCACCCACACGGCACCCCUUCCUAUGGCCAUGGUGCCAGCAUGUGUUGGUGACACCAGCCAAGGCAUGGUGAUGGGGGUGUCCCUUGUCCUUAAAUAACCCCACAAAGCCCGAGUUAUUUCAGACCAGAAUGGCGAGGCUCCCAGCAUUUCUCAGAUGGAAGCCAGACACUUUUGUGGAUUUGUAACACCUCAAAUCUGAGGGACGCUGCCUCCACGCCGCACACUGCCAAAAACUUUUUGCCACUCAGCAUGGCUUGCAUUCAUUUAAUCCUCUGUAGAAUGACCCUGUGUCAGCUUCUCAAAGAGAUGUGCAGUGGUGUGUGUGUGUGUUUUAAGGGUGCUUGUCUUUCAGAACACAAGACUGUUUACUAGAUUGUUUGGUUCACAAUGGAGCUGGUUGUACUUAUUAUUGAAACCUCGCAAGGCAGAUUCACCUUCUUGGUGAGGUUGCUUUCAGGGGCUGGAUAAAAAUGGGAAAGGAUUGUGCUUCAAAGCACUUUAAAGGGGUAAUCCUUUGUACACUCCUAAGGGGGAAAGACUCCUGGAGUCCCCCGGGGAGGAAGCCUCACUGAACACCAUUGUGAGCCUUCAUUUUGAGAAAACAUGCAGAAGAGUCUGCAAAUAAUUUGGUGUGUUUUUUUAAUAAUAAAAAAGCUGGUCUCCCCCCAUCUGUCCAGUGCCCCCCCUCCAAACAGAAUGUGUCCAGAGAGUGCCCUGUGGUUUUCAGGAGUGCCCUGGCAGAUGAGGAAAGGUAGCAAAUGUUGAAGACCCUUUCCUCUUCACUGUUAGCGACUUUCCAAGAUUUCAAGUCAUUUCUUUUGUCUGCCCCAAAUCUUCCAACGUUUGACUUCAUUGGAUGUCCACAAGUUCUAAGGUUGCAUUUGUCUUGGAACUCAGAUGAAACCUCUCGUUUGCCAGGAUGGAAAAGUGUGUGGAUGGGUUGUAGAAACAUCUGGCUUUUUCACAGUUGACGUAGCCUCCUGCACCAUGGUCCAGGUCGUACCUCUUGGCCUCUGUCCAUUUUUGCUCUAGCCUCCACCACCACCACCCAGAAGGGGGUGCCCAUGGGGGAAUGCAGCUCUGGGGCUGAAAGGGGUUCCCUGCCUUUGACUGCUGGAGCUGUCUAGCAUUCUUGACAAAAUGAGUUUCUUCCCCACCAGCACCGCAUGAGCCCCCUCCUCCUGGUGAAGACCAGGAGGAAGCCCUCCUCGCCACCAUCCCUGGUGUUUAAUAUCUGCUGUCAGCCUGUAGCCUUCUUGCACGCGAGACCUCUAUAGCUCUUCAUAUUGAGCUGUCAGCAUUCAUCCCCUCCAACGUUUUUUCUCCUUCUGUCAGGUGCUGGGAUGGUACUCAGCUGAGCAGAGGAGAAAUGUAGGAAUCUGAUAUGAUAUAUAUAUAUAUAUAUAUAUACACACACACACACACACACACACACACACCCUGCUCCCUACUCUGUGCUCAGGGGUGCAUCUCUCAGGCUGCAUUGAGAAAAGGAGAAUUAUUGGAUGUCAUUCUGAAAUGGCAGGUGGAAGCGCAGUCUUGGUUGCUUUAUCACCUGAAAAUUUGGGGAGGCCACCGACAGCUUCUCAGCAUUGGUGCUGCCCACUGUAGACCAGUCGCCUUGACCCAAAGAGAAAGCCAGAUCAGGACAGACAAGAGUCCAAACGUGGGAAACCGGGCUCUGCCACUCCAGAGGAGCCCCCCUCCUUAAAAAAAAAAAAAAAUGCUUGCCGACUUUUAUUUAAAGAAAAAGCACUCUCCAAGAAGGAGACAGAGCUGAAGCAGAACAUUUCUCCCUAGUGCCUUAGUUUUCUUUCAUGUUUGUUGGGGGGGUUGUUUUGUUCUGUUUUGCUUUUUGUUUUCAACAGGGCACACUACUAAAAGCUAUAGAAAGAGUCCCCCCACCAGCUGUCUGAAAUGGUACACUUCACCCUGCCAGUUCAGGACUGUACCAUUCAAUUAUUCCACUGCAUUAUGCAGGCCAGGAGGUUGUGUCAGUGGCGUAGCGUGGGUUGUCAGCACCCGGGGCAAGGCAAGUAAUUUGCGCCCCCUAACCCGUGGAUUUUAGUAGGGGCAGAGAGCUGCGAGUGCGAGCGCGCCCCUCCCCAGAUGUUGCACCCGGUGCGGCCGGCCCCCCCUGCACCCCCCACGCUACGCCACUGGGUUGUGUGGUGGGUUGUUGCCACAAACUGCCCUGUACCCCUUUCACACAGAGGGUUUUGGGUCCAGUUAAUGAGUUGUGCAGAAACCCAGGGGGGUGAUUAAGAAGAUAUGGACACAGCCAGUUGCUUUGUACCCAAGUCAGAGCAUUCUUCCAUCUAGUAUUGUCUGUGCUAAUAGUCAGUGUCCCUCCAAGGUUUCAGCCAAGGGGUCUCACCCAAUUCUACCUAGAUAAUUCAUUGGAGAUUGAACCUGGGACCUUUUUUUUGCAAGCCCAGACACCCUCCCACUGAUCUGCAAUGGUCCUUCCCCUAUAUCAUGGUUUGGUGUUUCCCAUGAAGUCCAGCUCAUCCCCACCAGGCAGAGCAGCAACACAAAGCAGCCUAGUUCACACCUGCCUUCCCUUUCAAUGGCUUCAUCUUAAAAUCAAACACACACACACACACACCGAGCACGGCAGGGAGCAUCUCACUCAAGAGCUCAAUCAUAAACAGAAUAACAGACUGGGAAUUCAUUGAUUCUGCCGGCUCCCGAUUCAUACAGAAGUGCCUUUCUUCCAAAAUGUAAUAAAAGAGACAAAUUGCAGCAAUGUGCCACUGCUUUUGAGGCUGGGGCUUUGUUUGUUGAGAAACAAGCGGCUCGACGUGGAGCUGAGAUGAUGACAAGAACGGCGGCGGGAAAUAAACCCCCAAACUCUUUUGUUGCCCAUGAAUGCAGCGCCGUGGCUGGCAUACAACACUCUGGAGUGGCAGAGAAAAGCAUUGGGUCUGCACCAGUUGCCUGUCCAUGAUGCUCUCAAAGAGUUGGCAAUGCUGCAGGCAAAGGAACCGGGAGUGAGGGGCUCUGCUCCCAACCCACCUCUCUCUAGAUUCAAAUGAGCAUCCGAAUCUGGCAAAGGUGAACUCUUCAUUCCUUUGGGGUUCUUCUCCCAAGGCAGAAGAGCAUGGCUGGUCUUCUCAAACAGGCCUUGUUCUGAUGGACAGCUGUCCCCUGGUCAUGGGCUGGGAAGGCAUGGCUUGUUCCGUGGCUCCCCACGGAAGGUUCUGGGGGUGGUGGGUCUCACCAGCCCAGCACAAAGCUCUUCCACCUUCCUACAAUUGCUACUUGUUCAUCCAUGAGCCUGGCAGAUGGAGCCCUGGACUUCAGAGAUGCUGCAGGACCACUACCUCUCCUCCAUCACCUGUAAAGCCCUCAAAAAUUGUUCACCUGAGGAGGCCUUGCUUGGUACAGCUAUUAGAACCUGACCUUCCUGAAGCAACAGCUCCACCACUCUGUUUCGAAUGGCACCACCCAGCUCCUUCAUUGGCUUCUUCUGAGAUGUCAUCUCUUGCACCUUUUGUUCUCCUGGUCCCUUUGCCUGCUGCCCUUGGAGCAUCUUCCAUACCCACCUUGAGCCACACGGCUCACCUCUGGGGCCUCCACAGUGACUCCUUAUGCUAGAUCAUCAUGUUAAUUCCACACAACAUUCUUGUGGAACAUGUGCUCCAUAUUCUAAAGUUUCUCUGCCCACCCAAGUGCUCAAGCAGCCACACCCUCUGUGACAUCACAGCAACUGAGCCAAUGGCAGCUGGAAGGGCCAUGACACUGUGGACUGAGGCAGGGAUGGGAUCAGAAUAUGAGAGCCAUUUAGGCACUGGCACGCCAAGAGUAAAAGCAAGGAAGAAGAGAGGCCAGGAGGAGUUCUCAAGAAAGAGAGUGAUUUACUCCUAAGUAUGUUAGGUUUCAGAUUGGUGCAUAAAUUGGCUUAAAUGCUGGAGGAGGGGCGCUUGGGGCCAUGAGGAAGGUGGUUCAACACCCCUCACUGCCUGUCAUACUGAUGGGCCCUUAGCUAGUACAUUAUAUAUAAAGCAUAUCUAUUAUAUGAGAAAACUCUGAGUUUCCUGCAGGCCCUCUGUUCCAUCAAUAUACUGGGAAGUGCAAGGAGGGCCUGGGGGAAAUCAGAGAAAAGAAGAAUCUGAUUUUUCCUGGCAUUAAUCUUAAUAAAUGUCUCUUGUUCAGGAAAACAAUAGUUGGUGAAAAACAGGCCUGCAAAUUAGAAAUAUUUCUUACAAAUAGUUUCCCUUCGAGCGUAAGUGUUGGGAGUGCGGCGAAGGACACCGAUAAGCUGGGCGGCGGGAGGAGGGAGAGAGGAGAAAUGAUUUGCAUGGCUGCCUCUGGAAGUCAGGCCAGGUUUCCAGGAGAAGUUGGUCAGGGGAGAGGGCUGGGGUGGGGAUGCAGUGCUCAGGAGCAGAGGGUAUGCUUUGCAAUGCAAGGCCCUCUCCCAGCGUCAGGAGCAGCAUGAAUGAAAGCUGCUCCCCACAAUCUUCAAUAUUUCCUACUUGCAGAUGCUAGGGAUUGAAUUUGGGACAUCCUUCAUGCAAGGCAAAUGUUCUGCUGUUGAGCUAUGGCCCUUCCCCACACUCCUACCUGCAGAAGCCGUUUGCUUCAUCAGGCUGCAGGAGAAGGACUGCAGGGCCAUUCCAUUGGUGCAACAGAGAGAGCAACAAAUUUUGGUGCCUCUUUUGAGUGUCUUGCUUUGCUGUGGUAUUGGGCCUGUGGGGGAAAUGGCCAUAAAUUCCACACCCAGAGAGCUACCAAGGCACCCUACUGGCUGCAUUUGGAAAAAUGUUGUCUCUUGCAAAGGCUUAUGGUCACACCCGGGAGCCUUAAAGGGGCUGACAGUGUUGGAUCUUCCGGGACUGGCAUUCCUCCUUCUCCUGCAAAAAGAAGCCCUAGGGCAAAUCCCUGAUCCAAAUGGCAUCCUCCAUGGCACCAAAGCUGCUUUUUUUGAGAGGAAGAGAAAGGAAUGCCUUCUGGUCACACAGAGUUCCAUGUGAUGCAAUGAAGUGGAUUUACUUUCCCCCAGUUCCAUUCUCGUCCUUCUGCUGCCACUGUUUUGUGAUCUGCCACCUGGAUUUUAGUUUGAGCAGGAGAGUGUCUAAAACAAACAUGAGAGGUGCACUCAGCUUAAUUUAUUUAUCUAUCGCGCAGAUUUACUGCCCGCCCUCCAUCGCUGUGGUCCCCCGGGUGGCCUGCAGAUCAGAAAUUACAUAAGAGCCAUUAAAACAGCCAUAAACUGUAAAUCGGCAUAAACAAUAGGAGCAGCUGAAAUAGCAGCUGAAGGGACCAAAGCCACAGAAACUGCACAGGGCUGCCUGUCAAAGCUGAGUGUGAAAGUGACCGUGGUGGGAAUGUGCAAUGUUCCCCUUGGAAGUACGCUUGGCGCAGAUACUGUUAUAUUUCUGGUGCCAAGCAAAGACAGGCCAGUUUGCCCAGGCAUUGUAGGGUGUUGGAGUACUUUUGAUAUAGAUUCUGAAUUAAUGAACAAGGUAUGAUUGAAAAAGUGAUCUUAAAAUAGUGUAGAAAGCUGGUGUGAAAGGCAGUUUUGAGAACCGCAGUCCCAUGAGCCAGGACCCUGCCAGCAAUGGGGCAUAAGAAUGUUAGACCAUUGCUGGGUCAGCCAAUGCACCAGGGCCUGUUGUUUCACUGAUCUGUCGGUGCUCCACCAGGAGAAUAGCUUUGUAUGUACAACCACAAAAAGAUGAGUUUUGCAGUGUUGUUACCGAUGCACAUUUGCAUUCAUCGGUAGUUGUGAGUUUGUUGGAAGAGAUGAAUCAUCGGAAGGUGGGGUGUGGCAAACUGCCUAUCCAUGAGGCUUUGUUGGGAAGCCAAAAAUAAGAACAAACAGAACCACACAGAGCAUUCCUAAUCCCAUCAGUUUCGCUUUGGGAACUAGGAGUUUUGGAACCCCUGGCUCUGCUGGAAAAGGGAUUCAAGAUUUUGGGGUCAUCUGUAGCUAAUACACUGGCGCUCUGAAAAUACUGAGGGAUCCAGGCGGGCUCCUCUGGGUGAUUUAUAGGAAAGCCAAAGUGUAAGUCCUUCACAGAUUAUGCCUUUUGUCUCUGGAGUGGCGUAUAGGAGCACAACUCCCAGGCAACAUUAUAUGGGAAACGUAACUGGCCCUGAGUUACAUCACUCAAGGGUGCCUGGGUGACGUUCAAGAGCUGUGCUUAAAAUGAGAAAGAGGAGCAUCCUGGACGCCAGCAAUAUUUGAUGGAAGUAAAGGAAAGACACCUUCAGCAAAGGUUUUUGUUGUGUGUUUUUUAAUAUCAAGUGAUUUCCGCUUGCUUCCCUUUGUGUGCGGGAAGGGUUUUGAUGUGCUGCGACAUCCUCUUCUUUUUUUUUAAAGGCCCAGAAAGUUCCAUAAAACAACCCCAAAGAGCGGAGGAGGGUCUUUCAUCUGCUUUCAAGCCAUUUCCCCCCAAGGAGAUGGAGAAAAGGGGAGGGCGGCAGCAUCGAGACUGCAAGGUUACCACAAGGUCACUUGCUACAAAAAAAAAGGAAACUGGGAGGGGGGGGUCUCCUUUCUUUUUAAGAAAAUAUCCCUAUGAACCAUUAAUGGGUGAAAGCUGGAGAACGUUUGCUUACUGCUCCGUUUUUGGAUGUAAAGUUCCAGGGUUUUCCUUUCCUUUUCUUUUUUCUUUAAGAGAGAUAAAAAGAUGUGCCUUGAACUUUGGUAUUGUUGUGUGCUCAGAAAUAAUGCCAGUCCUUUAAAGUUUGAUGAGCUGGGAGCCUGGAGGGGAUCAAAGGAUUUUGAAAGGGAAGGUUACCAUGUGCAUUAACAAGGGCCCUUUUGAUCCACGAAAGUGCAAGUCCUCCUCUCGCAGACAGGAAGGAAGUACUGGUGGCUAGCCUAACCACUGCACCAUUCAUGGGGAUGAUGCCCCCAAAUGGCCAAACUGCAGCCAUUCAUUGAAAUGCAGAUGAUCCAACUGGCAACCUUGGAUUCUGCAGCCAACAAACCCAAAGCCAGCAUUCAUGGGUGUCAUGACCUGACAAGUUCACUUCUCUCUGAUUCUCUCUCUCUCCCUCCCUCCCUCCCCCGUCUUAAGUUCAAUUCUCUACAUUUUGCAGCAAUUGGGUUUUGGUUUUUUUUAAAAGAAAAAUCCUCAUGAAAAUUCAUCAACAUUGUAGAGGGCUUUUCACCUUACAAACACAUUAUUCUUUGAUGUUUUGACUAAUGUGCAUGUUUUUUCCCAAGCAAUUUCUCCUAAUGUAAUGCAUUUUUGUUGUUGUUGUUGUCAUUUUCUCUACUACCUUUAUACACACUUUCCCAUAACAUGUGCAUUUCUGUAAAUGUUGGUUGGUCAGAGAGCUGCAUCACAAAAUUCAGAUGAGUGUGGGGUUUUCUUUUUAGGAUGGCUACAUUUUGGUUCUCACAAUUGUUUUGGAAAGUGUGAAUUUGACAGAUUUGGCUACUGAUGCAAACAGAAUCAAACCCUAACCCCGAAACUAUUCUUAGAGUGACCCCAAAGCCAAUAUUAAGGAGUGUCAAUCAGGGUUAGGUGUCUUCUAUGAGCCUCCUCCAAGUAUCCUUCAACCCCCAACCAGGGGGAACCUCUGUGUCAGGAGCUCGUCCUACACUCGAGUAGGACCCUGGCAGAGACACAUGCCCGACUGGCAUGUUCUCUCCCUCCUGGUUGAUUGUUUUGUUUUGUUUUUAAAGAAUAUUUAUUCCAAUUUUAAGAUUACAUAGAAAGAAAAAAGCAAAAAAAGAAAAACAAAUCACAUACAUCCUACAGAAAAAGAACAACACACGAUACAGAAAAAAAUACAAAAGACAAAAAAUCACAAUCAAAAAAUACCAAAAACUCAAAUUAAACCAUUAGGAUCGUUUUCCCAUUUACUUAUUUCCGUGACUUCCUCUCACUUCUCUGCUUUGUAUUCUAAUUUGAAUCGUAUCUCCAGCAAACCCUUCUAACCUUCUUUUCAUUUACUUAUUUUAACAUUCGAAAAUAUUUAAUUCUCCUCUAUCUUUUAUUUUACACUACAUAUUUACUUAUUCCAUUAUACUCUGUCUGCCGAUACGGUCUAAUAUUCUUCUCCAACCUCCUCCUGGUUGAUUGUUUGGGAGCUUCAAAAGCUUUCUUCAGCCAGAACAUCACAGCGACCGAUGCCAACAGACACCGGCACACUUAGGGAUCCGCAGAGUCUGCGCAGUUCGUGUGACAGACCUCAGCAACUCAUCAUUUUGGCUAAUCUACUUUAUUUACAUAUAAACACACACAGGGCACUGUAACAUGGCUCCCUCUCUCUCUAGAAUCAGACAGCAAAGAGAAAAAGAACAAAGGACAAUAGUCCCACUUCAUGGAACACAGUAACACAAACAUCCAGUAACACAAACAUCCUGUCUCCAUCACUUCCCACUUUGUGGAAUCAAAACAUAUACCAUCAUGUGAUAGACAACAAUCCCAUGACUGCAAUCAUGGAGCAGGAAUUCUAACACUCUGGUACUGUAGCAGGGGGUGUCCAGCUCAAAUGUCUCCUCAGGACCACAAGUGGCUGCAUGGGAAUGUACUGGGGGGGUCUUGCUCCCCCUCGGGAGACCUCAGAUUCAAGGUCUGGACAGCACUGACCCCCUGACACAAGGAUGGGACAUCUGCAAAGAGCUGAACUGCUUCUUUCCUUGGCAACAUUCCCCUCCCCAGCCACUGCCCUUGCAAAAGUUCUCUGUGCCAGCUGUGGCUGGUUCUCAGAGGUGAUGAAAGUUGCCAAGUGAGGCCUUUCCUGUUUUGUCAGCAACAAGCUGAACUUCCCUGUCACCCCCUAAUGUGUUCGCUCUCCGUCUUUCUCUCUCUCGCUCUCUUUCUUCCCCCCCACCCGCCUCAGUCAGUGGCACAGCAAAGUAAUAUCUGCCGAUACUAAGCCAUACAUCUUGGCGGGUGACAAAUCACUUUUUAAUUGCCUCAAGGAAGAAAUCCAUUAGUCUUCCUUUUACGUGAGAAUCAUAAUAACAUCAGCUAAACGCAAGAUGGAUGGGAGCCUCGAGUCAAUGGGGUUAUGUGAGCAGAUGAAACUGCCUCUGACUCGGCCAGGCCCCCGGACCCUCCUGCGGCCUGCCAGCCCCACCUUUUGAUGGGCAGUGGCUCUCCAAGGGCUCAGGAGGAGAGGGGGCUCGAUCAGCUUGGCUUCCACACACACACACACCCCUCAACACUUUGCAGACAUGAACUGCCAAGCGGGUGAGGAACUCGUGGAAGAGGUUUUGAGGGGCACAUGUACCUCUUCUAAACUGUUUCGGGCACAGCAUUGAUCUCAGUAGAGGACAGUGUUCUGCAGCUUUGUCCUGGAAGAAGAGGAAGAGGAAGAAGAAGAGGAAGAAGAAGAAGGAGGAGGAGGAGGAGGAGGAGGAGGAGGAGGGAGUUUUAGCAUUCAUCAGGGCAACUUCACAGACCCAGCCUGUAUAAAGCUCCACAGUACUCCUUUGUGUCACCUUCCAAUCCUCCACUGGCAAUUGGGGACUGGUGGGGAAAGACUUCCACUUUCCUUUGGCAGGUGCAGAAGAUGAAAGGGGGGAAAGGGGAAGGGGGAAGGGGAACACAGAGGUGGAUUUGAGUUUCUUAUGCAUAGGGGAAACUUCUUGAGAAAUUCUAGGGGAAACAUUAUUUUAAUAAGUUGGGGGGUGGAAAUUGCCUGGUCAAGAACGGAGCUGUUUUGAAUGGAGAGUUGAUGGCUAUUUGUAGCCACUCCUAGGGAAAAUGCACUUCAGGGCCUGGCGUUCACAAGCUAGUCUCAAUGGCUGCAUUCUCUCUCUUCUAUUGGAGCCAGUGUGCCUCUGAAUGCCAGUUGCUCAGAUGGGGAGAGUGCUACUGUUGUGCCCAUGCCCUGCUUGGGGGCUUCCCACUGGGGCAUCUGGACCAGCAAACAAACCCUUAGACAGCAGACAAGGAAACAAAACUUUCUGAGCUAAACUACUUCCGUUGCAUGUGAUGUGGGUGCUCCUAUGGCUGAAUGCUUUCCAAUACCCCCGCCUCAACAUUUCUAAAUCCUGCAUGUAGAAAACUAGUGUACCGGGAGAACAGCUCUAGCCUUGCCUUCUUCUCCCCACCUCCCACCCCCACUCCAGACAUGCUGUUUUUCUAUGUGCAGGGAACUUUGUUUCUGUGGAGGAGCAUUCUUCCCACCUUGGAUCAAAUCUAUGCUUCCAGGUGCUAUAAGAAUGCUGCAGAGAUAGUGCAGGAUAGUGCACACCCCGGAAAUGAUCUAUUUCAGCUUCUGCCUUCUGGAAGAAGGUACAGGGUUAUAAAGACUAGGACUAGCCGCCUGAGAAACAGCGAUUUUGGUUUUAAACGCAGUGUAAGGAGUCUCUAUGGGAGUAUAUUGUAUUUAAAAAUGGGGUAUCAGAGUUUUUAGGGGGCUAACCAGGUUGAGAUAGCUGGAAUAGCAGGCUUGUUAGGUUUUGAAUGUUUUGUGUAGAUUUUUCAAUUUCGUUGUUCUGUAUGGGACAAUGACAAUAAAGAUUAUUGUAUUGUAUUCUGUAUUGUGACAUCCCCCACACACCUGCAGUCUGAAGUGGUGCAGUAUAAAAAUAGAUUUACCCCCUAGUCGACUGCUAGUGAGUCCGAGGUCCUUCUUCUUCAGCAUUUAAGUGUGAUGUUCUGAUGUUUAUUGGGUUCCUCAUUAUGUGUGGUCAGUUAUCUGAUGAUAACACCCUCAGCUUGGUGUCAGAACUCUUACCUGAAGAGCAGCCUGUCACAGGUUGGACACAACCACAGAUGCUUCUCCUGGCCCGCUGCAUGAAAUUAGCUGCAAUUAGAGCACCCAUUUUUAUCUACAGCGUGUUGUUAUAGAGAAAAAGAGAGAGGAGGGGUCUCCCUCUCUUUCUCUCUCUGGCAGUAACAUCUGUAACUUUCACCAUCUCUCCAUUCUGGAUACGCCUGGGAGCUCAUUAUGUUUUGAAAUAUAGAACAAAUUACAUUUUUUUAGAUAAUUACCUUAAAUGAUUAGGCUUAUGAUAUCCCUGAUUAGUCAGAAAUUUAGGAGGAAUCAUGAAUUUUAGAUACGAUAAUUGGAAACUAAUUUUUUCUCUUUCUUGAAGAAUGAUGGACAGAACAUAUUUUUUUCCCUCUUUUAAAACUUCCCCCUUUUUUUAAAAAAAAAAAUGACAGAAUAAAAUGUUUGCCCUAAAUUUUUCUCUAGGGCUGAAAUUGAGUCGCCACGGACCCAGGCUGAACAAUCCAAGCAAGAGAUACUUAAGUGCAUCAUGGAAAUGUACAUCAGGCCCACCCCUGCCCACUCUGAGCCAUGUUUUCCUCCCAUGUGCUGGAGAGCUGGCCAUCAGGAAAAAACAUCAUUCUUUUGGCCUUAGCCUCUUGCGCACAGAGAGAGUAUAGGGAUACAUGCCUUGCAAGGCUGCUGAGUUGAUUGCUGAGACCAGAUGUAGAAUGCUCUGAGCAUUACUAUAGGAACCGUGGCUGGUGUUCUUACACCUUCAGAUGCUGAGCUCAACAGCAUUGUAUCGGGGAAAGGGCAUGGCUUGUUGAUGGAGCACCUCCCUUGCCUUUGAGAAGGUCCCAGGUUUCAUCUCCAGGUAGGGCCCAGAAUGCCCCCUGCCUGAAACCCUGGAGAGCCACUGCCAAUCAGUGUAAGGAAUAAAAUUGACCAGCAGAUCCUUCUCUGUUUUGCUAGCGAGCACUGUCUCCUCUGCAUUUGCCUUUCCAACACUUCCAGCAGGAAGGUCCCUCCUCUGCCAUUUAGAUUCAUGGAGACCUCAGCAUGGAGGCCAGAAGAAAGCAGGGGGGACCAGGGUUAUCGUCCCAGGUGCAUGGCUCAUGCCACCCUCCCCGAGCUAGCCCUGCACCACUUUGCAAGACUGGGAUCUGCGAGCCAAUGUGGUAUAGUGGUUAAGAGCAGUAGUCUUGUAAUCUGGUGAACCGGGUUUGUGUCUCUGCUCCUCCACAUGCAGCUGCUGAGUGACCUUGGGCUAGUCACACUUCUCUGAAGUUUCUCAGCCCCACUCACCUCACAGAGUGUUUGUUGUGGGGGAGGAAGGGAAAGGAGAAUGUUAGCCGCUUUGAGACUCCUUAGGGUAGUGAUAAAGUGGGAUAUCAAAUCCAAACUUCUCCUCCUCCUCCUCCUCUUCUUCUUCUUCUUUGCAAAGUGGCUCAGGGAGGGUGACGUAAGAAGGACGCAGCAGCCGUGCACCCUUCGAUCCCAGGGCAAAGCUGGGAUUGAAGGGCGCAUGGCAUCCUUCUCAUGCUGUCCUCCCCAAGCCGCUUUGCGAAGCUGAGAUCUGAUCAUUCCAGCCUCGCAAAAUGGCUUGAGGCCAGUGUUGCUCUGGCAGCUAUGAGGGCUGGGCUGGAGGGCAGUGGGCUCCGUUCACCCUCCUGGCCCCAGGCGCCGUGACGACCUACUCUGCCAUUGGGAGGAAGGUAGUGAGGAGAGCAGAUACUGCUGCUGCUGCUGGAGCUCCCUUGGUUCCUUCCCAUAUUCUGGGAAGUGGGACAGGAGCCUUUCCACCCGGCCAGAGCUCUUUCUCGCUGGAGGAGUGAGUUAGAUCAAACUCUUAAGAGUGUCUUAUAACGAGCAAAUGACAGUUUGCAUCCCAGGCAAUCCCUAAUGAAGCCGACUCAAGUCAGGCUGUUCUCACUGAAGGGUGCCAAGCUGUAGGGCAGAGAGAUGGAUGCCGGCCUCUUCCCUUAAUUAUCGUAUGUCUUGCGCUCUCUCUCUCUCGGGUCUCUUCUUCCUGGUGCUUCCCUCACCGCGGCGCAAGUCACCACAAUCUGUAAUUAAUUACCGGAGCGCCUGCUAGCAGCUAUUUUUGAAACAAAUACAGGGGGAUGUGGCUGCAGAAACAGACUCACAGGCCUGCAGACAGGGAGGGUCCUUGUAGAUCCAAAGUUAAUUUUCUUGUCCAGCCGACUCUGAGUUGCUUUUCAUCUUUCUUUCUCCUUCCUGCCUGAAAGAGACGUGGCCUUGUUUCAUCUUUGUUUUUGACAUGCUGUCUGGUGUUAUGUAAGAAGAACCUUCCGUGUGUACAGUCCAAACCAGCUCGCAACUUGGGCAAGAUCUGGUGUGGUCGUUACUAAACCCAGGGCUCCUGGAUCCAGGGGCCCCCAGAGGCCUCUCUGGAAAUGGAGACACUGGAGUUUGAAAUGGAGAAGAAGGUCCUGCUUUGUGGACCAGGAAAGGGCCGAAGGCCUAAUUUCCAGUAUGUAUGCAAGGCCUGUCCAAUGCAGAAGUUUCAUGCUGCCUGCCACUAAGAACAUAAGAAGAUCCUGCUGGAUCGGCCAAUGGGGGCCCAUCUAGUCCAGCAUUCUGUUCUCACGGUGGCCAACCAGGUGCAUGUGGGAGGCAAGCAGGGCCCGAGUGCAAGAACAACACUCCCCACUUGUGGUUCCACUAGAUGGCUCAGUCGGUUUGAGCCUGGUGCUGAUAACGCCAAGGUUGCAGGUUCAAUCCCUGUGUGGGACAGCUGCAUAUCCUUUCAUUGCAGAUCCUUUCAUGAUCCUCAAGGUCCCUUCCAACUCUACAAUUCUAUGAUUCCCAGGAAUUGGUAUUCAGAAGCAUUAUUGCUUCCAACCAUGGAGGCAAAGCAUAGCCAUCAUGGCUAGGAGCUGUUGGUAGCCUUCUCCUCCAUGAAUUUGCCUGAUCCCUCUAGGUUGGUGGCCAUCACUUCCUCCUGUGGGAGCCAGUUCCUUUGCAUAGCUAUGCCCUGAGGCUGAUGCUUAAGAUCCUUCUUCCUUACCUUUCUGGGCAUAAGAAGGAACCUGAGAACAGAGGGUAUAGACCAUCUUACCCAACCUGGUGGGUGCCCUCUGGAUGUUCGCUGGGCUGAUGUGAACUUUAGUCCAGAACAUUAGAAGGGGCAGAUUUGCAGCAUGAGGAUCAUGACUUCUGUAGCAAUUCUUGAGAGAAGGAGAGGGUUUCUGUGACCAACCAGUGAUCUAAACACCUCUGCGUCCUCAUUUCCUUUGGAGACCAUCCCCAUCAAGACAUUUUUUUUACCAGAGCGGUGUGUUUGCUUUCUCUGUCCUUGAAUCAUUUCCUAAAUUUACUUUUCUAAAUGUCAUUAACCUGCAAUUUCAGGCCUUUCUGAAUCUAAUAAUGUGCUGAUGCCUCCAUAAUUGGUCAGCUAGACAGAAUUAGGGAAGGUGACGGGAGCGAGUUUGUGGACAGCAAAAUUCAAUGGGAGAUUCCCUCCUCUUCUCUACCUUUUGUCCCUGGCUUCCAUAGCCUUAGAGAGCAUGAGAUAGCUGAGCAGAUAAGAAGAACCCACCAUCACUGUUGCUGGCUGUGUGGAUCCUGUUAGGUGGAAAUGGGUUUUCUUUUAUCCACAAUGACUAAAGCCUGAAUCUAGGAGUUCAUCUCCAGCUCAGCUACGUAGUAGACUUCAGUGUUAAGGCUAUUGGUCAUCACAGCAACAAACAAACUAAAUGCAUUGUCUCCUAUGUUAAUGACACUCAGAGUAGAUCCAUUUAAAUUAAUAGGCAUGACUAACAUAGGCCCAUUAAUUUUAAUGGGUCUACUUUAAGUAGAACUUAGUUCGAUACCGCCCAUGCUUGGUGAUUUUUUCCCAAGUCAGGAAGCAGGUUGGUCCGAUUUGCACAUAACACGGUGCUAUGGUUUGUUUAACAAACCACAAGUUAACCACAUAGAUGAUCCAACAAAUCACGGCUCGCUUCUCAAAAAUGUGGCUUGCUUUCCCGCUGCCCUUUGUAGCUUGGCGAUGUCUGGGGUGGAGUGGAGGCUUGGUUAGGGAAGGGUGCGAUGCCAGGUCAUCAUUGAGACAAACCAAGUUUCCUAAGCCAACUGUGCUGUGCCUGCUCAGAUUGCUCACUUCAAGGUCCCUCCUUGAUGUCCCUUCUGGAGGUUCUUGAUCUUGGAUCUGACAGCCUUUCAACUAGAGGGUUGUCCUCAGCAAAAUAGGACACACAGCCACCCUAAGUUUGGAGAAUCAUCUUGAUCAGGUCAAUAUUAAGGGAAGCACUGAUCAGCAGCAAAAGAUCUCCUGUGCCAUUUCUUUCUCCCUCACCCCAAUUUGGAAAUUACAGGCCAGGGAAAUGCAGAAGGCAGAGUGAAGGGGCCCACCUCAUUCAUGCAUCAUAUUUUCGGGGUGUCAUGUAAAGACAGCAAAUGAUUAAUUAUUUAAUUUGUUGUUGCAUUUUCUUGGGAGGGGGAGGUAGCCAUGUGGUUUUCCACCUAGUCCAUUGCUAAAAUAACUUGGCAGGCCUCCUCUGCCCCUUGGCUACCCCACUUCAAGCAGAAAAAUAGGAACACGGGAAGGUGCCUUGCUAAAGAGUCCAUCUAGCUAAGGGUUGUUGACACUGAUUGGUCUUGGCUCUUCGGGGUUUCAGGCAGCGAGUCUUUCUCAGCAGCCCUACCUGGAAAGGCCAUUGCAGAUAGAACCUGGAGAGCCAGUGUGGUAUAGUGGUUAAGAGCGGUAGACUCGUAAUCUGGUGAACCGGGUUCGCUUCCCCGCUCCUCCACAUGCAGCUGCUGGGUGACCUUGGGCUAGUCACACUACUUUGAAGUCUCUCACCCCCACUCACCUCACAGAGUGUUUGUUGUGGAAGAGGAAGGGAAAGGAGAAUGUUAGCUGCUUUGAGACUCCUUCGGGUAGUGAUAAAGCGGGAUAUCAAAUCCAAACUCUUCUUCUUCUUCUGGGACUUUUUGCGCCAUGGAGUUGGUACCCAUCACCCCACCAAUUGUUUUGUACCAGCACUGGGUGACUCGAGGCUCCUGUUGAGUGGUGAUUAAUUCAGAGGCUGAGGAGCAGGAAUUCUGAGGGCAAAGGAAAUGGUUUCUUUGAGACUGGGCAAAGUUUCUCACGGGGAUGGCACAGCCCUCGCUUGAAUCAAGGAAGCACAGUUCCCCAUCACCACCUCUCUUCUCCCGCAAGCAGAAGCUAAUGGCUCUGGAAGGAAGUCACAUCACAUUAACUUGAUAACUGCACAGGCAAAGGGGCUCCGCUGCUCCUCCCCUUCCCCACCUUGAUAGUUAGAGGAAUGAUCCCCAGGAAAGCCAUAAAUUAUAACCCAAUCACCAGCGAACUUCUGGCAUGACCUAUCGGGAAGUAACUCCAGUUUCCUGGGGAUGGAGAAAGAAGUGGUGGCGUCUGGAAAAGGCAGCUGGACUCUCUGCACUCCUUAGUGCGAAUCCUUGCGUGUAUCGGCUUGCAUCGAAGCGGCCACUUCCUCCUCCUCUUCGCCCAGUCCCUGGUGCAGGUGGCAAGCAGCUGGACAGUUGGUCAUGAAUAAUGCACCGGGUUAAAGGCCGGCGAGGGACCUGUAAGCGGUCAGAAAGGUCACAUAAGCGAUUGUUAAGGCCUAAACACCGAGCUCCACUGUAGCGGCGUGAUUAAUUGACGGGAUCGCACGAGCUUCUUUGCAGAAGGGCCUCUCGGAAGUUUAACGAAUUAGUUCAUUAGUUACAGAAAGUUGCUUCUCUGCAGAAACUCCGAGAAGGUCGUUGCUCUCUCUCGGAAACAAGCCGGCCGCGGAACAGCUUGGCUCGGCGCCCCGUCUGGUUCUGCUUGCGUUAACCUCAGAACCUGGAAGUGGAGGGGAAACAUCAACUCUAUCGUAAGCACAGCGAGGAUGAUGCAAGGUGA